Klebsormidium nitens is the source of this 1478-nucleotide messenger RNA. Lineage: Eukaryota; Viridiplantae; Streptophyta; Klebsormidiophyceae; Klebsormidiales; Klebsormidiaceae. The record is from the annotation of a GenBank genome assembly.
CUGCCUUUUGGUAUGUCCAGCUUGAAGAUUCCCAGUAUUCGUUGAUCACCUUUCCAGGCUCCACCACCUUCAACUUGCGUUCAACUUCAAGGGACAGAACUGCAUGGACAGAAGAGCGCUUCAUGGCACUUCGUUGAAUGUAGAAGAUCAACUGACCUUGAAAGGCUACCCAGGUUUUCCAGACCACCCAUCUAGCUUGGAAGAAUCAGCGAGAAUCAACAAGUGGGGCGCUUGCACAAAGAGCGGGAAGUUACAAUGGCUCAAGUUGCAACCACCCGCCUACAUUCCCAUAGCUUGACCUCUACUUCUAGCUGGAAGUGUGCACAACAGCGUAGUACUUCUGAUGUGCAGGCAUCAUCAAGGUCCUUAGUGUGCUCCCCCGUCAAGAGUGCAGACAGGACAAUUGGGUUCAGGGGAGUUGGACAUCUGAAGCGGUCACAAUGCAGUCGGUCCCCUCGUGGUACAAGGCACGGGCUCAUCCAAUGUAGUGCCAUGGACAACAACAAGCGCCGCCUGCCAACUCUGGACUCCCCCUCUCCAUACAAGCCCCCCUGGACGCCGGGGGGCUUUUCCGCUGGAGGAGCGACACCCCCUGUGGAGGAUGGGGCGUCGCCUGCAGCCGCUUCAGUUGAGGAUGAGCCUAAGACAGAGGAGGAAUGGUUGGCCAGAGUUGCACAGGACGCUGCUAAGCGGAAAGAACUGCUGGAGCAGGUGCGGAAUCAACUAGGGACCUGGUACGAGCGGGUCCGCUCGAUGCGCAUCCUCCAAAAGGCAGGCGAGCUGUCAGCUGAAGAAGUGGCCGAUGAGGCGCGCCUAGUUGGCCUCGACUCCACCAGGCUCAUGGUGGCAGGUUCGGUGUAUGAUUCUUUGACUGACCUCGACCCUGAAGUAUUGAGUCAAUUUGGAGGUCCCGACGGACCGGUUGUUCUUUACGAGCUCAGGACGCUGUCGGUGGCACAGAGAGGGCCUGUCGCGGAAUACAUUGUGGCCAAUGGGUUGGACGUGGACGGCGCGCGGGAGGUGGUCAAGGCGGUCAAGGACCAUGAGAGGCGGCCGGAAGGACGGGAGGGCUUCACGGAGGCCCCUGGCGACACGCUCGCGUUCUGGUACUUCCGCAUGGCGGGCGAGACGCGGGAGCCGGACAAGCGCGCGCGCCUCGUGGAAAAGGCGGCUGCGGUCGCAGAGAGCGAGUCGGCAAAGGAGCGCGUGGCCGAGUCUAGUUGACUACCUCGCACUAGGUAUGGAGUUACAAUUGUACGACACAAGUCUUCUUCUAUACGGCAGGACACUCGUUGUAAUACCAGAUGUUGAACCCGCAGGGAUAUGGAUUGACUUGUCAAAACCAGUCUUUUCUUAUGACAGUCCCAGUGUCAUGUGCCAUACACCGGGCCCCUUCAAGUUCUUGUGCUCAUGGCCUUGGAUAUUCGUCCGGUGCAUCCUGCACAAAGCUUUCUCUUUAUGCCGGUGAAGUUCCCAAG